AUGUCUAAUCAUCACGAUAUGCCUUCAAACGGUGAAGAAACAAGUUUAUUGAAAGAGGAACCUCUUCGACUUGCCGCUGUUCCAUCCAGCUACAAGCCGGAAUACAAGGCACCCAGCUACCCAGCCCCAAGCUACCCUGCACCAAAGUACCCUACUCCUAGCUACCCCGCACCGGCCUACCCUGCAUCAGCCUAUCCUGCACCAGCCUACCCUGCACCAGCCUACCCCGCACCAGCUUACCCUACUCCCAGCUACAACAAGGAUAACAAAUACGCUGGUAUCACCAUCACCAGCCAAUCUGACGAGCGCAAUCUCGAUGGCAGCAGCCAAUGGAGCUAUGCCCAGUCUGACUACACCACUCGCGAAGAGUCUCAGGUCCAGAAGAAGAUGCAAGGAGUCACCUACGAUUCCUACGGCAAAGAAUCGUACGGUGAAGUCCUAGGCAACACUAACAAAGGAUCCUCUUACUGGGUUUCCCCUGAAGGCCAGAAGUUCACUUUGACCUGGGCCGCUGAUGAAGCCGGUUUCCAGCCCAAAGGUGAUCACUUGCCCGUCGCCCCCGUCCACGAAUAUGAGCUCCCUGUUGCCGCUGUUCACAUCCCUUUCAACGGCAAAGGCUAUAAGAUUUACUAAAUUAUAUAAAAUCCUGUCUGAACACAUUAUUUAAAUUUCUGUACUGAAUGCACUGACAUUCUUGUAUUAUCGGUACAAAAAAUACAUGUUAAUAUGAA
Molecule: messenger RNA, 731 nt
Organism: Daphnia carinata
Lineage: Eukaryota; Metazoa; Arthropoda; Branchiopoda; Diplostraca; Daphniidae
Product: endocuticle structural glycoprotein SgAbd-1-like
Exons: 3
Coding region: 1-633 (210 amino acids)
Cellular component (GO): chitin-based extracellular matrix
Molecular function (GO): structural constituent of chitin-based larval cuticle
Source: RefSeq, a predicted model, not a curated record